This is a messenger RNA of Prinia subflava (tawny-flanked prinia), 2273 nucleotides long. It is a transcript of the gene TSLIG2, whose product is annotated as chromosome 3 C2orf49 homolog. Gene Ontology annotation, biological process: embryonic morphogenesis. The record is from RefSeq and is a predicted model, not a curated record. Lineage: Eukaryota; Metazoa; Chordata; Aves; Passeriformes; Cisticolidae. Gene Ontology annotation, cellular component: tRNA-splicing ligase complex. The transcript is spliced from 4 exons. The coding region runs from base 42 to 776 and encodes 244 amino acids.
GGGAUUGUGGGAGUCCGGGAAGGGGCCGCCGGGGGAAGAAGAUGGCGGCGCAGGGAAAAGCCCGGGUGGGCAGUGGCGGUGGCGAGGAGGAACGGGCGUCUGGGCAUUCGGAGUCGGAGCUGCUGCUGCUGCACCCGGAGCUGCUCUCGGAGGAAUUCCUGCGGCUCACCCUGGAGCAGAAAAAUAUAUUAGUUGAAAAUGAUGUAAAGAUGGACAAAGAUGGGCUCACUGAUCUCUAUAUUCAACAUGCCAUUCCCCUGCCUCAGCGUGACUUGCCGAAAAGUAGAUGGGGGAAAAUGAUGGAAAAGAAAAGACAGCAAAAUGACCUGAAAAGUGAGAAUAAAAGUGUUACACCAGUGGAAGGUUUAAGGAAACGGCCAUUAAUUGUGUUUGAUGGCAAUUCAACAAGUACCAGCAUAAAGGUGAAGAAAACGGAGAACGGACCUGCCGACCGCCUGAAGCCUCCUCCGGCUGGGAGCACCACCAACACAGUCAGAAGAUUAUCAGCACCUUCCAAUGCCUCAACAUACAUUUCAGCUUCCAGUUUGUCAGAGGACCCUAAACUGGGAAUAAGGAAUAGUGAGGCUCAGCAGAACAGUAUUUCAAAGACUGACAGCAGUGUGUUGACUGGUCUGAAGGUUUACCCUUUGUCUCCAAUAGCAGGAACUACCGUUGUGAAGUUAAAGAGGUCUGUUCCAAAAGAGGAAUCUGAUUUGCCGAAUGAUCUAAAGCCUUCGGAAGCAAAGAAGAAAAUCCAGCAUGUUACAUGGCCAUGAAGUAGCUAAUGGUGCUUGAAACACAAAUAUUGCUUCCAUAUUUUCAAAUACAUAGGUCAUAUUUAAACAGUUUAAAUAAAAUUAUUUUAAGAUUUACAGACUUACUGAGAUUCAGAUUGCUGUGAAGUUUUAACACAUUUAACAGCUCCCUGUUGUAAAGCUGGAAUCACUAUCACCAGUCACCUUAAAAGUAUCCACUCUUGUACACCAAGUAGUUAAUUCCUUCUUUAAAAGGUGGUGAUAAUACACUAUACUAAACCCCCCACUCUUAGCUUUCAAGAUUAUUAUAGUUCAUCUCCUCCAUGCCACUGUGAUUCACACAUUGUUUCACUAAGAUUCAGUUUUAUUCCACAACUGGUUAAAUAAUUAAAAUAACUUGAAAUUUAGAGUGAUCCCUAGAGCCUUCUUGGUUUUAAAAAGGUAAUUAAUUUAGGUGAGAAAACUGACCAUUCUGCUGAUAAGAUAGUCUACAGAAGUUUUUUUUUCCUUUUUGUUGCACAGGAGUGUAGAAUUUGCAGUGCAAGUUAGGUUGGUAAUAAGAGAUGAACUAUUUUAACAGCGUUACUUCAAAUUGAAGUUUCUCUUGAUAUACGAAACAAGGAAUGCACAGAUGGAAAUAUGUGACUAGACUGUUUGAUAUGAAACUUCGAGAGGAAGUAGUGAAUGGAUUAGUGCCAUGUUCUCUUAAGCACACAGGCAUAUUUUAUACAUGCAUAAGUGUAAAAAUGUGCCAGUGUAGCAAAUUUGAUUGUUUUCCUGGUUACAAUCAUGCUUGUAUAGUAUUGGGAAAACCAGUGGAAUGCAGACCAGUGCUUUCUCAGCUUACAGACAGUUGAAGAGGUACAUGGAUAGGAAGACUGAAGUACUUUGAGAGCAUUAACACAUGUAAUGUCAAUCUAGAAAGAAACCCACAAACCUGUUUUCCCUUCCUUUGAUAAUUUAAGAUGGAUUUUCAUUUUCUGUGAAAUUUGGUAUUUCAUCUGGAUUAUUAGUAGUGCCUCACAGGACAAAAAUCCAAUUAAGUUGAUGGAAAUAUUUUUAUUAAAACUCACUGGCUCAGGGUGAAGCCAGUUUAGAUCAGUUUUAGGUAUGGAUGGUAAAUAAGAAUAAUAACAGUGCUCCCAGACUUGGUAAAACAAGAAAAGAAUCAACUUCUGAAUCCACUUAGUUAACCCACUAAAAGAAGCUUGGUAGCGAUCUGAAAGCUUGUUUACAUUUUUAAUACUGGUUUAUAUCGAAACCAAAAACUGUAGCUUGGUUCUUUACUUUACAGAAGUUCUCCAUUCACUGUUAUGAUGUAAAAGGCACUCCUCAAAUGCUGUAAAAUGGUAAGAAUGUGUGUUUUUAAAUGGUGUGCUGUUUCCCUUUUACUAAACACUUGUGCAGUUUUUGUACUUGAGUACAGCAAACUUUAACAUAAUGUACAUUUUGUAUGUAAGGACUUGUCUUUCAAGUAGCCUUAUCCUAUUUAAAUAAAUUAAAAGCAAGUGAAACAGU